Molecule: messenger RNA, 309 nt
Organism: Pieris macdunnoughi
Lineage: Eukaryota; Metazoa; Arthropoda; Insecta; Lepidoptera; Pieridae
Source: the annotation of a GenBank genome assembly
AUGCUGUGUUAUUCGUGGAGUGAGCUACAAGAAUUUAAUAGAGAGAGGUUUGGAAGAAGCUUUACAUAUUAUAGUCGAGUAAAAAAUGUCGCCUGUGCUGCCUGUGGUGGUUGGGCUACGGCUCGGAUGAGAGUAGGUCAGUGCACUCGCGGAAAGUUCACGGUAUUGAUUUUAUUGCGCACGCCCCAAAAUAUAAAUGGGCACUGGGCUAUGAAGUGUCCCUGGCCGAUGAUUGCGCCCGAUUUCAUACUACUCGUUGUAGACGAGUUACAGUACAUCGAUGUCAUUCCUGCUCUGCAAUACUUAUAA